Molecule: messenger RNA, 1380 nt
Organism: Naegleria lovaniensis
Lineage: Eukaryota; Heterolobosea; Eutetramitea; Acrasida; Naegleriidae
Exons: 1
Coding region: 1-1380 (459 amino acids)
Biological process (GO): transmembrane transport; intracellular zinc ion homeostasis; zinc ion transport
Cellular component (GO): membrane; Golgi apparatus
Molecular function (GO): zinc ion transmembrane transporter activity
Source: RefSeq, a predicted model, not a curated record
AUGAGGCAGACAACUUCAAAUCCCUUCUCCUUCCAUAAUUCUCUGUGGACAUUUCUCGUCUCGAGAAUAUCCAUGUUCACCACAACCUCUUCUACCAAUGCCAACUCCUCCAACUCCUCCAAUGCCAACUCCGCCAACUCCUCCAAUACCAUCAACUACAAUACAACUCCCCACAUGACAUCCUAUCACCUCACACAUCCUAACAAGAACCUAUUGUUGAAUCUCAUUUCUCUCUUUCGUCAUUACAUUUACUCCAAUGAUCAAACCAAAUAUUUAUUUUAUUUCAUUGUCAUCAAUAUUCUAUUCAUGAUUCUUGAAUUAAUCUUUGGAAUUUAUAACAAUUCAUUAGGAUUAAUAUCAGAUAGUGCUCACAUGUUCUUUGAUUGUACAGCUCUUAUUAUUGGUUUAUAUGGAUCAAUCAUGUCGAAAUGGAAAUCAAAUCAAAUUUAUUCUUAUGGAUAUGUGAGAUAUGAAUAUUUGAGUGGAUUUAUUAAUGGAAUAUUAUUAGUAUUUAUUUCUAUUUAUAUUUUAAUUGAAAGUGUGCAUCGAUUGAUUGAUCCUCCCAUUGUACAUACUCAACAAUUAUUAUUAGUGAGUAUUAUGGGAUUUGCAGUGAACAUGUAUGGAGUGAUAUUUUAUCAUCAGGAUCAUCAUUCACAACACCACCACCAUCAUGAGGAGGAGGAUGAUGAAGAAGAAUCAUUGAUUUGGAAUGAGGAUGGCGAUGAAAAAAUACAUGACGUGUCUUCGUGUCAUCAUCAUUCACAACACCAUCAUUCACAUCAUCAAUUGCAACAACACCAUCAUUCACACCAUCAUUCACAUCAUCAUUCACAACACCAUCAUUCAUAUCUUCAUUCACAACACCAUCAUUCACAUCAUCAUCAUCAUGAUGAAAAUCUUUAUGGUGUCUAUCUUCACAUGAUUGCAGAUGCUCUUGGUAGUAUUGGUGUAAUUACAUCCACUCUUAUUGUACAAUAUUUUGGAUGGUAUAUUGCUGAUCCUAUUUGUUCAUUGAUUAUUUCUGUCAUGAUUCUCUAUACAAGUAUACCAUUAAUUACUAACUCUAGUCGAGUUCUAUUACAAAGAACACCCAUCCAAUACGAACAUAAAAUUAAUGAAUGUGUGAAAGAGAUUUUACAAUUAGAAGGAGUGGUCCAAGUGAGAAAUUUACAUUUUUGGGUUUUGAAAUCUAAUUUAAAUGUUGGAAGUUGUAAAGUAAUGAUCACCAAUCAAAGUAAUGAGCAAACAAUAUUGAAACAAGUCACAGAUAUAUUCAGAAAUUAUCGAUGCGAUCUUGAUAUGACGAUUGAAGUUGAAAAAGAUCCACUUCAAGUCAUGUCAUCUCAUUCCAAUGUACAUUCUGUUCAUCAGCAGUGA